This is a messenger RNA of Ruditapes philippinarum (Manila clam), 1227 nucleotides long. RefSeq names its product M-phase inducer phosphatase 1-like. The record is from RefSeq and is a predicted model, not a curated record. Gene Ontology annotation, cellular component: nucleus; cytoplasm. Bases 19 to 987 code for a protein of 322 amino acids. The transcript has 7 exons. Gene Ontology annotation, biological process: protein dephosphorylation; G2/M transition of mitotic cell cycle; positive regulation of G2/M transition of mitotic cell cycle. Gene Ontology annotation, molecular function: protein tyrosine phosphatase activity. Lineage: Eukaryota; Metazoa; Mollusca; Bivalvia; Venerida; Veneridae.
UUUCUUCAGAUACCAAAGAUGUUGAGAUUUACUCCCGGAAAGAAUGCCGACGCCGACGAAAUCGACGCUCUGAUGACACCUCCGUUUAAGGGUGAUAACUGGUUCCCGGUAGAGACGCCGACGACGACAGGAAGUGAAGAUCAGGACAUGUCCUUCACAGAGGUUUGUCGCAAACCUUUUGGCCGUUUUUUGUCGUUCGACGUCAAGAGAAGCUUGUUUGCAGGCAAGCGUUCGGCAGUGGAAGCAGACGAUUCUCCAACCGGAAAGAGAUUGCGCGAGGCAGAAACUGGGAUUAGCAGUGUUUCAUUAGAGGCACUUUGUCCGCGGUCAGAGAAUGUCGACAUUAAAGAUGUGGUUCACCGACUUUCUACCGACGAAGACGUUAUUGCCGACGGUUCACGUCCCUAUAUCCUGCCGACCAUCGCCGGUAAACACAGUGACUUGAAGUCCAUCUCUCCAGAAACGAUGAAUGACGUACUUUCGGGUUGCUAUGACGACAAGAUAGAUCACGUGACUGUCAUCGACUGCAGAUACCCGUAUGAGUUUGAUGGUGGUCACAUCAAACCUCACAUUAAUUUUAACUUCUUUAUUUGUUUUCAGGGUGCCAUCAACUUGUAUACACGGGCUGCCAUACAAGAGUUUCUCUUACGUCACAGUGGCUCUUUCACUUCCUCUAAGAAGCACGUGCUCGUCUUCCAUUGUGAGUUCUCAUCGGAAAGAGGCCCUAAAAUGUAUCGUCAUUUACGCAGCGAGGACCGCGCCAUGAAUAAAGACCACUACCCACGUCUCAACUUUCCGGAAGUUUACGUUCUUGAGGGAGGUUACAAGGCGUUCUUCUACAAGUUCAUGACACAGUGUUUGCCGCAGACGUACAAGCCUAUGUUACACAAGGACCAUGCUGCUGAUCUACGUCACUUCCGGGGAAAAUCGAAGUCGUGGACAGCCGGUGAGAGACCACAACUCAUGCGUACUACACUUCGCUUUUAGUGCUACAUAACCUGACUUCCACUCAGAUAUAGAUCUGGAGCAAAUCUGUGACAAACUGUGCAAUAUUUGUGUUUUGUGUUAAGAUUACGUCAGAAUAAGUUAGUGAAUAGACUGUGCAUGUGAAUAAACAAGACUGUUGAUGUAUAUUUUGUAUUUAUCCUUUUCCUCUUGUCUUUCCUAUUUCAUCUUCUCUAUUCCUCUUUUCUCAUUGCUUGUAUAGAAUAAAGAACAUUAAGUAUA